Xylaria bambusicola is the source of this 1215-nucleotide messenger RNA. RefSeq names its product short-chain dehydrogenase/reductase. Gene Ontology annotation, biological process: secondary metabolic process. The record is from RefSeq and is a predicted model, not a curated record. NCBI's taxonomy places the organism in Eukaryota, Fungi, Ascomycota, Sordariomycetes, Xylariales, Xylariaceae. The transcript has 2 exons. The coding region runs from base 212 to 1195 and encodes 327 amino acids.
AGGCAGUUACGGUAUCCUGCAGACGUUGUACGCGCCAGAUACGGUUACAAAAGCGGUAUAUGAAAUUUAUUACGAUCAUAUCACUGAAACAAAAAUCUAGUUGAGCUAAACCAUCAGUUUACACCUUCAAGUCUACGGCUACAGACUAUACUGCCCGAUUCUUUCCAAUAAUAGGGGUAUUUACUCUUUUGUUUCCACGCCUAUCUUCAACAUGGUUGAUUUCCAAACCAUGGCCAGCUCUAACAGCCGGCUCUCAAGCGUCAAGGGACCCAUUAUCGCUCUUUUCGUAGGUGCUACCUCCGGUAUUGGUCUGGGUGUUCUCAGGGAAUUCGCACGUCAGGCCGUGAACCCUCACAUCUAUUUUGUUGCCCGCAACCCAACUAAGGCAGGCCCCAUAGCAGAUGAACUACGCCUUAUUAAUCCCCAUGCUAAGUGCGAAAUUAUCCAUAGGGAUGUUUCGCUUAUCAAAGAUUCUGAGAAGGUAGCUGAGGAGGUUAUGGCUCAGGAAUCCUCACUAGACCUACUUUUUAUGUCUCAAGGCUUUGUGUCCUUGGAUGGACGACAAGAUACCAGUGAGGGUCUUGAUGCCAGUAUUUCGACGCGCUACUAUUCCCGCAUUCGGAUUGCCCAACUGUUGCUACCAUUACUCAACAACUCUCAAAGUCCACGCGUCGUGUCUGUCCUCGCGGGCGGAAAGGAAGGUCCAAUUGAUGAACAUGACCUAGCUCUAGACAAGCCUGGAAAUUUCUCGAUGUCUGCUGCGAGCUACCACAGCUGUACCAUGAACACUCUAAUGCUAGAACGUCUUGCAUCCGAGUACCCCCGUGUCAGCUUCAUUCACGCCUAUCCUGGCUUUGUGGACACGCCGUUAUUCGAUGGCGUUAGCAGUGGUAUCCAAGGGAAACUACUCAGUUACACUCUAGUUCCUGUGGCCAGACUCUUCGCCAGGAGCAUUUCCGAUGCUGGCAGUUGGGGUUUGUUUGCUGCUACCAGUGCGCGUUAUAGCGUCGAUGACGGGAUGGUUCCUCUGACUCGAGGUAUAGAGAAGGCCGAAAAAACUAAAGGCGGCAUCUUUCUCGUAAAUGAGAAAGGUGAGUCGACCGAUAAUGAGAACGUGUUGGGGCCUUUCAGGCAAAGGGGCGUGGAUGAAAAGAUUUGGGUUCAUACCAAGGAAGUCUUCGCUAAUAUUAUGUAACCACGUCAAGGUGAAGUGAC